Molecule: messenger RNA, 1332 nt
Organism: Phaeoacremonium minimum UCRPA7
Lineage: Eukaryota; Fungi; Ascomycota; Sordariomycetes; Togniniales; Togniniaceae
Product: putative kelch repeat protein
Exons: 1
Coding region: 1-1332 (443 amino acids)
Molecular function (GO): protein binding
Source: RefSeq, a predicted model, not a curated record
AUGAAGUCCACCGUCUGGACUAAUACCUCGACGAGCGGCUUCGGGAAGUUCGGCACCAUGGUGAAUGGAGCCGCUGAGUUCGUACCAUUCGGUCCAAACGGAUUGAUCAUGCUGCUUGGAGGUGUAGAGGGCCCGUCGACAGACUUUGCCCUCUCCUCGACUGACCUGGGCUUCACCAACAUCACCUUCUAUGAUCCCAUCUCACGACAAUGGUUCUCACAAGCAACCACUGGAGAUCGACCGACUGGUCGCCAGCGCUUCUGUACUGUUGGAGUACAGGGGCCAAACAACACUUACGAAAUAUUCUUGUACGGCGGUCUGGAGACAGCAGCCGUUACCACCUCUGACGAAGUCUUUGUCCUCUCCCUUCCGGGCUUCGUCUUUACGAAGGCAAACAGUACCCUGUCCACACCACGUGCCGACCAUGCCUGCGUGGCGGUUGGCGAUGGCAAGAGACAAGUGCUGUCCAUCGGGGGGACGAAUGCUAUGAAAGGAUAUCCAGAGUCGAUGACCGACCCCGACCCAUGGGCGCAGGGGCUCGGUAUUUUCGAUAUGACCACUUUAGAAUGGACAGCCUCCUAUGAUGUUGACGCGGCAGCGUACGACACCCCUGAGGUUGUGCAAGAGUUCUAUCGCAAUGGCGGCCUAGACGCGGUCGUCUGGACCAACGACGAGGUAAAAGACAUUUUUACGUCGGGUGACAAGCCAGACUUUGGUUCAGGCGCUGGAGGAGGGAACGACAACACCACAGGCAGCGGUGGUGACGGCGGCAAUGAUGGCGGCUCCAGCUCGAACAACUCCUCAAAUGCUCUUCCCCUCGGCGCCGUGAUCGGAAUCGCCAUCGGCGGAGGGAUCAUCGUGCUCGGCAUCGCAGCAGGCUUUCUAUUCUGCGCCCUCCGCCGCCGGCGCGAGGCCUUCACCUUCUCCUUCCUCCCAGCCCGCAACACCAGCAAUAGCAACAACAGCAGCAGCCGCCGACCAGCAACCUCGACGAUAUCCCGCACCCACACCGCCAGCAGCUCGGUGUCGUCGACCGCGCCCCUGAACCUGCGCGCGCGGCGGUCGGCCACGGACCUGCAUGCGCCCGACACGCCCGCGCGCUGGGACAGGACGGCGCCGCCGGCGGACGGGUACAGCGUCUUCGUCAAGGGGAACGCGACGCCCAUCGUGCCGAUGGCGACGUCGGGCCCGCUGGCGAGCAACCCCAUCACUAUGAACUCGGCGCUGGCUAGUCGCAGGGGACGCCCGGCCCUGAGGGCCAUACGCACGGCGACGGCGGAGGACGUCCGCAGGACUGGCUCUAUCCGUGUGUAUCAGAAGACAGAUGGGUAA